AUGACUGAUUAUUAUUCUUAUCGCUUUAACUUCAAUACGAUGUCUUCAAUUGAAUCAGCUCAAAAAGCUCUUCUAGCUGAAGUAGCAAAAAAAGAUUAUGAAUUAAAACAUGUUCAAGCUCCUACUGAACCACUUUCAACAACACAAGCAAAAAUGUUAAUUGAAGUUCAAGGUGGUAAAUACGAAUUAAAUCACGUUGAUAAUCCUCCAAAAGACGGUUUAACUGAAGCUGAAAAACAAGCCUACUUAGAAGAAAGACAAAAACGUGGAAAUUAA
Rotaria socialis is the source of this 276-nucleotide messenger RNA. The record is from the annotation of a GenBank genome assembly. NCBI's taxonomy places the organism in Eukaryota, Metazoa, Rotifera, Eurotatoria, Philodinida, Philodinidae.